AUGGCGCCGCCGGUACGACAUUCGCCUCCGUGCACACGCGCAACUAGCGCUGCGAAGAGAACCACCGGCCAACAAGUUGAUGAAACGCUCGUCCAACUCGUGAAUGUGAAUCCCGAUAAUCAUCAGAAUCAAGAUCAAGCAACGAAUCCUGGUGAAGAGACCAACGAAGUAACGUUCUCCGAGCGACCCAAGCAAGGAAGCCAAGAGAAGACGGCGGCAGCAAUCAACGUCGACCAAGAGGAACCUCCGAAAUUCAAUGGUAGGUCAGACCCUAUCGAUUGGCUGCGCGAGUUCAAACGCGUGGCAAGCUUCAACGGGCACACCAAAACCCAAAUGCUCGCGAACGCUCCCUUCUGGCUUGUUGGAGAAGCCCUCGAUUGGUUCGACAAUGAAGAUGAUCAGGUCGACCAGUGGGAAACGUUCGAAACGAAAUUCCGUGACCGCUUCGUGGAUACAACAAAAAUCAGCGAAGAAGCACGUGAGAAACUGAAGAGAUUAAUCUACGAGAGAGGCACAUCAUUUACCGGACAUCUCGAGUCCGUCCUCAAGCUGUGCAGAAAACUCGACUCCAGACUCAGUGAAGACGAGACAAUUCGGAAAGUGAUCCAGACGUUUCCACGAGAUCAGGCUAUGACACUG
This is a messenger RNA of Galendromus occidentalis (western predatory mite), 639 nucleotides long. RefSeq lists its product as uncharacterized. NCBI's taxonomy places the organism in Eukaryota, Metazoa, Arthropoda, Arachnida, Mesostigmata, Phytoseiidae. The annotation marks the transcript as partial. The record is from RefSeq and is a predicted model, not a curated record. The transcript has 2 exons.